Messenger RNA from Photinus pyralis (common eastern firefly), 4011 nucleotides. RefSeq lists its product as uncharacterized. The transcript has a single exon. Lineage: Eukaryota; Metazoa; Arthropoda; Insecta; Coleoptera; Lampyridae. The record is from RefSeq and is a predicted model, not a curated record. Bases 1 to 4011 code for a protein of 1336 amino acids.
AUGGCAUCGAAAGCGCAACAACUUAGAAUUUUAGUUGCAAAAAAGGAGCAAUAUUUUCAAAGGUUGCAGAGAUUGUAUGAGAAUAGUCGCGAUAUAUCUUCUUCAGAAAAAUUGAAUAAUUUUCGGGUUAGAUACGAAACCUUGGCAGAUACAAAAACAAAAUUUUUAGACACCUUAGAUGAAAUCAAUAAACUUGAAUAUCAAAUUAGCGAAGAUCACGUCCCUAAUUACCAAGUAUUAGAAACAUUUGACCAAUUAAUUUGUCACAUAGAAUCGGUCGCGAAACGUGCAAUUCCCCCUGCUACUGCAUCGCCUUACGCUACAGGAUCAGAACCACAACGUGAUCUAGUCACAGCAAAAACAAUUCGGAAGUUACCAGAGUUGCCUCUGCCGAAAUUUAAUGGUAAUAUUAAAGAUUGGCCUUUGUUCAUAGAAAUUUACAACAAUAUGAUUCAUAACAAUAGAGAUUUAAACGAUGUCGAUCGUGUCAAUUAUUUGGUUGGGUGCUUGAGCGGCAGUGCGCUGUCAGUGUGUUCAGGUAUUCCCCCUAUUGGCGAUAACUAUCGAAUUAUUCUUAAGGCAUUGGUCGAUAAGUUUGAUGAUAAACGUUUAAUCGCAAAUUCAUACAUAGAGCAGUUACUUAAUUUUAAACAGGCUCAAGGAGAAACUUUCGCGUCGCUGAACUUGUUUAUAGAAACUUUUCAUUCAGCAGUAACGGCAUUGCGCAAAUUAGAAAUUGAGGACUUGGCUGAUUACCUUUUGUCUUAUCUCGCCUUUUCAAAAUUAAAUCCAGACACGCAAAGGUUAUUUGAAAAUACUCGCCGAAAAUCUGAAAUUCCGUCGUAUGACGAUAUUGUAACAUUCGUUAAAGAACAAGCAAAGAUAUGCGCCCGUACUAAUGCUCCUUCAAAAAUACCUUCCAUGGCUGCUAGUUUUAAACAUGCUUCUAGUCGAGAUUGUAGUAGUAUCAAUAAAGCAAAAGCGCCUCAUUCGUUCGUAGUUCAAGACAACACCACUGUAAAAUGUGGAAUUUGUAAAUCUGCUGCACAUGUAGCUUGCAUGUGUCCCACCUUUUUAGAAGUUAGUCCGCAAGAGCGUUAUCAAUUAACCAAAACUAACAACUUGUGCCUGAAUUGUUUGGCAUUUCAUAAGAUCGCAAAUUGUAAAAGUACGCAAUCUUGUAAAGUGUGCAGAUCACGACACCAUACUUUGCUGCAUUUUAGGUCUCCUGGUAAGAAUGUAUCCGAUUCUGUACUGGAAAAAACGGCAGGCAAACCCGUCGAGAAUCAUAAUCCUGCCGAAGCGAACACUAGUAUUAGUACCACUUUAAAUUAUUGUAUUGCAGACAAUAGGCCUCUUCCACAAGCCAUUGUGUUAGCCACCGCAAAGGUUUACGUUUUUAACGGAGACGAUGCUUAUAGGGAGGUACGUGUUCUUAUAGAUAGUUGCAGCCAAGGGAAUUUUUUGACCUUAGAAAUGUGUCGCAAACUAAAAUUAAAAAUGUCUAAAUAUAUUGGAUUAGUACGUGGCAUAGGAUCUGUAAAUAGCAACAUCAUUGGUUUAGCACAAGUGGUAAUUGGAUCUAGGUUUGAUGCAACAAAACGUUAUUCAUUGGAGGUAUUCAUUGUAGAUAAUAUUGCUAACACGUUGCCAAAUUCGGAGAUUAAUAUUGAUUGUUUAGGAUAUUUAAAGUCAUUACCAUUAGCGGACGAUAAGCUUCACAUACCCGCCAAAGUUGACGGAAUAAUUGGAGCAGGACUAUUUCCUUAUUUGUUGACAGACACCCGAAUUAUAGGUCCACCUAAUUUACCCAUUGCCGUCGGAACCACUCUUGGAUUUGUUGUGAUGGGCACUGCCCCAGUCACCGCCCCAGCAUUAUCGCCGUCUAAUUUUUGUGCUGUAGUUGAACAUUCCCUUGAUAAUUUAGUUGAACGGUUUUGGGAAUUUGAAGAUAUUCCAACGAUAUCGGUGGCUAAACCCGAUGAUUUAGCUUGCGAAAAUAUUUAUCAAUCUACUUAUAGCCGUGAUAGUAAUGGUCGAUUCACAGUGGCAUUACCUUUUAAAUAUAACAGUAGUAAUUUGGGCGAGUCACGUGCAACUGCGCUUCGCAGAUUCCUCACAUUAGAAAAUAAAAUGAUAAGGAAUGAAGAGUUUAGAAAUAAAUAUUCGGACAUUAUACGAGACUAUAUAGCGCAAGGCCACAUGUCAAAAGUUUCUCAUAGCAAUGGCGAUAGUAACUACUUUAUUCCUCAUCACGCAGUACUGAAAUCUUGCUCUACUAGUACACCCAUUAGGAUAGUAUUCGAUGCUAGUUGUAAAACAGAAAGCAAUUAUUCUCUUAAUGAUUUGUUAUAUACUGGAGAAAAAUUACAAUCGGAUAUACUGACAACCCUUUUAAAUUUUCGUUUAUUUCAUGUAGCUUUUACAGCAGAUUUGAAACAGAUGUAUAGGCAAAUUAUGGUACAAGAAUCUGAUAGAAAUUUUCAAAAAAUAUUAUGGCGAUUUUCCCCAAAUUCACCCAUAGACGUUUACCAACUAAACACGGUUACUUUUGGAAUUAAAUCUUCCCCAUUUUUAGCUCUUAGAUGUAUUCGACAACUAAUUCAUGAUGAAAAGGAAUCGCUGCCUAUCGCUGCGGAGAUUGUCCAGCGAGACAUGUACGUGGAUGACUUGGUAUCCAAUAUUGAUUCCGCUGAAUUAGCUAUACCCGUUUAUCACCAAUUAGUAGAGUUUUUUCGUAGAGGUGGUUUCCAGUUAACGAAGUGGGCCACCAAUUCCCGUGACUUAUUAUCUGAAAUUCCAACAGAACAUUGCUCAACGCAGACAGUCGAUUUCGAUACAGAAUUUUUAAAAGUUUUAGGACUGCAAUGGCAACCUAUUACAGAUACGUUUUGUUUUUCAUUUCAGUUAAUAAAUUCUAAAUGCACAAAGAGAAAUAUUUUAUCAAUGGUUGCUCGUUGUUACGACCCAAUAGGUUUUCUCGCCCCAGUGACCCUUUUUGCAAAAUUACUUAUCAAGGAGCUGUGGAUUCUUCAAUUAGAUUGGGAUGAGACGCCUCCACCUACAAUUGUAAAUCGUUGGAUACUAUUUAAAAAUACGUUACCAUGUUUAUCCCAGUUUAGCAUUCCUCGUCACAUCGGCACAAAGUUGAAUGAUAGUGUUGGAUUAAUUGGAUUUUCAGACGCAUGUGAAACUUCUUUUGGAGCGGUUAUUUAUAUACGCAUCGUAAAUUCCGAUGGAGUUGUACAAGUUAAUCUUCUAUGCGCCAAGAGUAAAGUUUCACCCCUCAAAUUUGUAUCGAUUCCCCGCUUAGAACUUUGCGCUGCGCAUCUUUUAGCAAAACUCUUUAGUUACGUUCGUAAUUGCUAUCAAUCUCGUUUGAAAAUAACUCACUUAUAUGCUCUUUCGGACUCAACUGUAACUCUUAGUUGGAUUAACACGCAUCCUUCCAAAUUAAAGACCUUCGUUAGUAACCGCGUGACGCAGAUUCAAGCAUUAGUCGGUUCAACUUGCUGGUUUCAUGUCAGUGGAAAAGAAAAUAUUAGCGAUGGAUUGUCUAGGGGCAUGACCCCGCCGCAGUUUAUAGAACAUAAUAUAUGGAGAACGGGACCCAAUUGGUUAAAAUUGAAUCCAGAGCAAUGGCCAAUUACAACCCCUUCUUUGGUUACAAAUUCUCUAGAAACCCAAAAUUUUUCCACGAUUGUCGCUCCCAUAGACGAAAAUCCAUUGUAUCUUUUAAUCAAGCGAUUCUCUUCGUGGACUAAAUUGUUACGUACCACUGCUAUUGUUCUACGCUUCUUAAAACGCUUGCCGGGCAGAGGUCAACUAACCGCUGUAGACUUGGAAACCGCAGAAAAUGUUUUAUUACAAAUAGUCCAAAAGAGACAUUUUAUAAACGACAUUCGUUUACUAGAAAAUACAGGCACUUGUUCAGCAGUACUUGUUAAAUAUAGACCGUUCCUAAGAGAUGGCUUACUGAGAGUUGGCGGGCGAUUGAAAAUUCACAAUUAA